Messenger RNA from Sycon ciliatum, 835 nucleotides. RefSeq names its product progranulin-like. Gene Ontology annotation, cellular component: extracellular region. NCBI's taxonomy places the organism in Eukaryota, Metazoa, Porifera, Calcarea, Leucosolenida, Sycettidae. The transcript has 2 exons. The coding region runs from base 72 to 491 and encodes 139 amino acids. The record is from RefSeq and is a predicted model, not a curated record.
UUUUUCAGUCUGCUCUGUGUUCUUCUAGGUUCGUCUGUUGAAGUGUCCUUCUUCUCCUUGUCCGUGCAACCAUGCUGAAGUACGUCCUCCUUCUCGCUUUCGUCGGCUACGCUGCCGCCUCGAUCUGUCCUGGUGGUCAAAGCCAGUGCCCUGGAACUGAGACGUGCUGCGAGUUGACGUCGGGCGGAUAUGGCUGUUGCAAAUUCACCAAAGCGACCUGCUGCUCCGACCAUGAGCACUGCUGCCCAGAUAACUACAAGUGCGACCUGGCGAACGGCACCUGCACCAGUGUUCCUCUGAACGACGGCUCCCUGCACAUCCUCCCGAUGGCCAAGCAACUGGACGCGCUGCCCUACGUCAUGACCGACCAGGACAAGGCAGUGGCGGCCGCCGAGAACCACCACGAGGAGGAGCCGCGUCGCCAUCACCACCACGAGCACCCGCAGCCCGAGGGCGAGCAGCGCCAGCACGAGCGUCGCAACGACGAGUAACCGUGGUGAUGACUAGUACCCGUGGCAAUGACGAGUAACCUCGGCAACGCAGUUAGUGUCGUGUGCUUCGGCGGCUACCGGCUUCUGUCUUUUCAACUUUGUUUUAAAAACAUACAAAAAUCCACCCCGUUCCCUUGGCAUCGUGUGUGUAAUGCUCCCUUUCAUUGUCCUUCGGUAGAUCUUUUCUUCUCUCUCUCUCUCUCUCUGAAGUGUGUCAGUGCUUGUCUUAUGGCGAUUGCUGCAUGUAGCCACACUUGCAAAAUACUCAGCAACAGACUCCCGUAUUCCGCCGUCAAUACCGGUUGGUGUGCCCGAAGCAGAGCUUGGGAUUUCUUAAAACGAAA